Antechinus flavipes (yellow-footed antechinus) is the source of this 720-nucleotide messenger RNA. It is a transcript of the gene TMCO2, whose product is annotated as transmembrane and coiled-coil domains 2. Gene Ontology annotation, cellular component: nucleus. The record is from RefSeq and is a predicted model, not a curated record. Bases 92 to 640 code for a protein of 182 amino acids. Lineage: Eukaryota; Metazoa; Chordata; Mammalia; Dasyuromorphia; Dasyuridae. The transcript is spliced from 2 exons.
UCCUAACACAAACUUGUACUCCCAAGGCCUCUGAUGGAAAGUUCUUCCUGCAUAUUGCACAUGUAGUUCCAGGAAUUGCAAUAGGGGUAAAAUGCCAUCAUCAUCCUACAUCGAUCAAACUUCUGGAUUCUUCUCUUUUGCCACACUUUGGAACUGGCUGCAAGAUAAUAAUCUCAUUUUGAAGUCAGAUUCUUGGCUCUCAGAAUACCUAAAUCCAACUUGGCAAACCAUGUUUUGGAUUAUCCUUACCAUUUUCCUGGUAAUAGGAACAUAUGCCUUUUGGAAACGAACUUUUCGAUCGAUUCAGAAAAUCAUCCUCUUUAUUAACUUACUCCUUAUGCUUUACAAGAAGGGCACAGAUCUUUUUCAAGAAAUAUUGUCCAACAACAGUGGAGGAACAGUCUAUUGCCCCAUUAACCAAGAUAAAAAUAACAUGUUGGUCACCCUGAACCUGCAGGAGAAAAUUCUCAAAAAGCUUCAAAUGGUAGAGUGUAAAGUGAAGGAUCUGGAAAAUUUGAUCGUAAACUACAAAAACGGCAAGAGGAAUUGUACAGCGCCCUAUUGUAGCUGCUCGGACUGUCAGAGCCCCAUGCCCACUUCUGGGUUUACCUCUACAUCUGACCAUGAAUCCAGGAUAUGAGUCUACCCCUCCCUAGAAAGACUUCCAUCCAUCAUCUUGAGUGGCAUGUGGAGUACAAAUAAAAUACUUCAUAUCCCUAA